Macaca mulatta (Rhesus monkey) is the source of this 7406-nucleotide messenger RNA. The record is from RefSeq and is a predicted model, not a curated record. Lineage: Eukaryota; Metazoa; Chordata; Mammalia; Primates; Cercopithecidae.
CAACGAAUUAAAAUGCUUGUCACCUCGUGGAUUCCGGACAGAGGGCAGUCUUUAAGACCCAGCGAUAGUAUUUGUCUGGAGAGGAAAUGUUGCUUUUUGACAGAUGAGAGAAAUCCCCUCAGUGUCGGCUGUGGAAAGAGAGAAGCGAAGUCAGUCACCUGGUGGUGAAGGCCAGUAAAACAGCGAAGCAGGAGGAAAAUUUUUCUCUCCCUCUCUUUCUCUCCCUCUUUUCUCUCCGUAGGAUCCACCUCCUAUUCUCUCAACUCUUUUAGCAUAACCUUCAAAGGAGAACGUUCCCUUCUGACUUGAUUAUCUUCUUUUCCCCACUGAGAAAAUACCUCUCAGCUACAAGACAUAUUUUAAGUCUAUGCAGGACUUCGGGGAUUCUGUUAUCUUGCCAGGGAAAUUGAUCAUUGCUAAUGCCUGGGACUGGAGCUAAAUUAGCUACCAGAGUAAGCCUGACGGAGGAAGGCUUUCAUCAUACACUCUUCUCUUCAGUUUGAACACAUUUGCUUGAAAUUUGCCGCAUGAUGCUGACCAGGGAAGCAGCUUUUUUUCUCGGGAUGCAGCAAUUCGCUGGUUUCUAAGCUUAUUGCAGAAGAAGAAAUAAUCUUAAAUAGAGUGGAUAUCUUUUUCCUUUUUUCUUUUGGCCCCUGUUUCAAUCGACUCAGCUGUGUUGCACCGCGGUACAGAUCACCUGUCACUAAAUCUUUGAGGAAGUAAAACAAAGUGAAUUAUUAUUAUUUAUUUAUUUUCCUUAUUUUUAACCCGGUGGAGGCGGCGUGACCACGAAGAAUGAGACUGAGAGGAGCUGCCGGGGCUUGGAGGAGGAUAAAGCUGAGUUUAAGCUGGAAACUAAAAGACUAGAUUGUUUUUGGGUGCCACUCGCCCGGUUCCUCUCCACUUCGUUUAGUUGCACUCCAUGGACAGAUCAACGAACCUGGACAUUGAGGAGCUCAAGAUGACACGAGAACAAUACAUACUAGCAACCCAACAGAAUAACCUGCCAAGGACUGAGAAUGCACAACUUUAUCCAGUGGGAAUUUAUGGAUGGCGAAAGAGGUGCUUAUACUUCUUUGUCCUUCUGCUGUUGGUUACCAUGAUAGUUAACUUAGCCAUGACAAUAUGGAUAUUGAAAGUUAUGAAUUUCACUGUGGAUGGUAUGGGAAAUCUGAGAGUCACCAAGAAGGGAAUCCGACUUGAAGGUAUAUCUGAGUUUCUACUUCCAUUGUAUGUGAAAGAAAUUCAUUCUCGAAAGGAUAGUCCACUGGUCUUACAGUCUGACAGGAAUGUAACAGUGAAUGCAAGAAAUCACAUGGGGCAGUUAACUGGACAGCUGACCAUAGGAGCUGAUGCUGUGGAAGCUCAGUGUAAGAGAUUUGAAGUGAGAGCCAGUGAAGAUGGCAGGGUGCUGUUUUCUGCAGAUGAAGAUGAGAUUACCAUUGGUGCUGAAAAGCUGAAAGUUACAGGCACUGAAGGAGCUGUAUUUGGGCACUCUGUGGAGACGCCGCACAUCAGAGCAGAGCCAUCCCAAGAUCUCAGGCUUGAAUCACCCACCAGAUCCUUGAUCAUGGAAGCUCCUCGUGGGGUCCAGGUGAGUGCUGCUGCAGGAGACUUCAAGGCCACCUGCAGGAAGGAGCUCCAUUUGCAAUCUACAGAAGGGGAGAUAUUUUUAAAUGCAGAGACAAUCAGGCUGGGAAAUCUACCAACUGGCUCCUUCUCAUCUUCUUCACCCAGCUCCUCAAGUUCUCGGCAGACAGUGUAUGAACUCUGCGUCUGCCCCAGUGGUAAACUGUACCUUUCUCCAGCAGGAGUAGGUUCCACUUGUCAGUCCAGUAGCAGCAUCUGCUUGUGGAGCUGAAGUGACUGAUUUCUCCUCACACCAGAAUAGCCUUUUGUUCCUGUCCGUCUGCUUCACAGUUCUGCUCGGUUUCCCUUGUGAUCAGUCCAGAGCUUCUUUGAAUUGUCCACAGAGCUGCUUCCAGUGUGAGCAGGGAUUCGCCACCACCUUCUCUUGUGAUUUACUGUACUGCUCAACGCAGAAGGUGUGAUUGACACAGCAGUGGAAAAAGCGUCGUCAGCAGGAAAACUGGAUCAAGACUUUUGCUCAAAAGGGAGAAUAACAUAGGUGCCUUUGCUAUGCGAAGUGAAGCACACAGUUUUAGAUUUUUGCAGGAACUGGAUAUGAACUGCACAUAUACACGUUACAUAAAUGAAAUUCCCAGUAUCCAAUGGCAAGAUGAAAUGGUUAACCCUGUAAGAAAACUUAUUCUACAGUCUGAAAGCACAAUUUUCCAUUCAUCUUUUUGGAUGUAAACUUUUAUCCCCAACUUUUAAAAUUUUAAAGCAUUAUGUAAUGUUUGCUUUACUAAAAAUUAAAUUCAAUAUAUGGUUUUUAACAAAACAGAACAAAACAAAACAAUACAGAAUCUCUCCCUGAGUUUUUUGUUUCUUUAAUUUCAGUGUGUUGUUACUCUUUGUCUACUAAGUCUAGAAUUUUGUACAUUAGGUAAUUUUGAAAGCACUCAGCAAUAUAUUCUUUACAGUAUUAACAAAAUGCCAUUAUAAUGUCAUUUGUCAGAUCUGGAUGGCCUUAUAUAGUAUUUACAUGGCUACUGCAUGUGACGUAUUUGCUUUUAACAAAAUAUCUAAUUUACUGCAAUAUAAGAUAGGUUUAAGAAGGACAUAUUGAUGGUAUUAAAUCCAUAGAUCAUUUUUUAAAAACUCACAUGCUAUCCUUGCUAUCCUUUACACCUAGGUUUUAAUAGUGUAAUUUUUGUUUGCUCCACUCACUUUACACUUGAUUCUGACUGCUAAAAUUCAGACACCCUCUAAAUUAAUAAUACUAAUGUGAUGCAUAAUGCUGAGAAUAAAUUCACUUUCCAUUGGGGUAUCAUCUUCAGAAUUAUUCUCCAUUUUUUUUUUUACUGGAGGUUAGGAUUUAAAGAAGUUAGAAGUUAACUUAAAAUUUCUUGACUAAACAGUAAAAAUGACAAAUGCUAAUAAACACUGAAAAUGUGUUUACUUCACUAGAUUCAUAUUUUAGGGAAUUUACUCCCAUUUCUAUUCAACUGUUAACAUGUAUUUACUUUUAUUAGAUUCUUAAACUACACUGACCUCAACAAUUCUAGUUCUUUUCAUUUUCCAAUGCUUAUUUUUGUAUGUGACGUCUUAGUAAACAACUCCAGAAUAUCGAAGAUUCAUUUAUCACAACACCCCUUAACUCAAAUUCUUGAAACUUACAGAGUCAAAGAAUGUAAAACUGUAUUAAAUAUUUCCUAUUUAUUAUGGGAAGAUGACUUAAUUACUAUAAGGUAAGUCCUGAAUUUUCACAUGUCAAUCAACUUUUUUUCUGCCGCAUGCACACUAUCAACAGUUGUGCUUCCUUUUGGGGAUUAACGGCUGUAGAAUCUUUGGAGUUCAGGUCUCUACAGCUCAGAGUGAACUGGGAGAUUAGAACUUGUUGCAAAAGAUGUGGUUAGUGAAAGUAGAAAUAUUGGCAAUGCAAGAAGAAAAGUGAAACAUUUGACCAGAAUUAUCUUGUUUCCAUAACCUAGCAUAUCAAAUAACUGAAAAAGCUCAUGUCCACUGUACUCAGCAGAAGGGUUCAAAGGCUAAUUUACUUUUAUUAUUUUUAAAAUAAAAUGUGGCUUAUAUUUGGGUGUUAAUAUAUAACUUUUAAAAUCAAUAUUGAAGUAAGAAUUAUGAUAUACAAUUGCUUACAAAGUUAUCUGAUAACAAGAGUUUAUAUUAAAAUAAGAGAAUUUAAGAAAUCUCACAUUGGUCUUUGCAAAAUAAAGUAUAAUACAAGAAAUGUUGAGAAAUUAUGUGUGCUAAUCACUAUAUUAUGGACUUUUAAGGAAAACAUUAUGUAGUAAUUUCAGACAUAUUCAAGUUCUAAUCAUCCUUCUAUUAAAAUCAUUAGAAACUUUCUAAGUCAAAUGGGAAUAAUUCUUUUGAGUAGGAACUGGCCCUGUUUCUAAUCUCAGCUGUCUUCUAAUCAAUUGAGCUGUUUUAGGCAGUUUGAGAAUCUCUCCAGGCUUCAGUUUACUCAACUUUACAGCAAAAGUAUUGAAUAAAAUAGUCUCUUGGGGUUCCUUUCUAUUCCGACAUGUUCUAAUUUCAAGUACAAAUAUUACAGAGGGCAAAAGAGAAAAUUGAAAAUUUAAAUUCUAUGUCAUAAGAGGAGAAAAGAUGAAAAAAAUGUAAAAAUCAAUUCCAGUGAGGGGCUGUCACAUUUUUAAUUCAAAUGUAUUCUCAGAAGUAUAGACACAAUUCAAAAGUAACUUACAAGCUUGAGAGCUUUAGACUGUAUCCAGAUGAUACAACAAAUCUAUUCAGUACAGUAGACAAAAUAGUGAUAGCGAUGGUUUUCCUAUUCAACACCAAGUAAUUGCUUUUAGUUGUUUGACUAGCUGUUUCAGAUUUCUGAACCUAAGAGAAGAUCCCUGCCUCAGAGAGAUCAAGCCUAUGGUGAAGGCUUAGAAGAAUGGCCCCAAAUGUCCUCGUUUUCCUCAUUCAAACACAAAAAAGCAUUAAAAAAAAAAUACAGUGGCCCCUUAAUUGCACACUACCCAAACAGAUUAUUUUCCCAGUACCAUCUUUAUGUUACAAUAUGAAAAAAUAUAAUGCAGUUUACUUACUUAUAUGAUAUAAAUUUCAUCUUCCCCAAAUGACACUGAGAAAAAUGAAUCCUUUAUAGUGUACUACAUGGAUGUGACUAAGCUUAUUACCCAUAUCUUAAUAACUUCAUACUCAGUGUAGUCUAGGAAGGAACAAAGGGAGGAAGAAAAAGAGGCUGGUAGUACUGCUAGCAUUUAAGUUAUUUGCCGGGAAUGGAUAAACCGAGAUGUAUUUGAAUUCAGGUUUGGGGGAUCAAAAGGAAAGAUGCAAAGAAGACACAUUAUUCUUUUCUUUUUCAGAAGAUUUCAAUUAAAAACUUCAAAAAAACAGCAAGAGCAACAAAAACUUCCAAAUUCCCUACUUCUCUCGUUCAACAUUUCCAAAAUUUCUAUCCGGUACUUAUUAGUCAUACACACACAUACACACAUAUAUAUGUCUAAAAUAUAUGUAUUUUAUUGUGAAUGAUAUGCUUUAUAAUUUGUCAUAAUUAUCUAAGAGUUUAAGACAAUUAUACACUUCAAAUUUUACUGCAACUUGGGAAUCUUAGAUUACAGUACUUCAAAUCUAGGAAAAUGGACCCAGCAAAUCCAGUUCUAGUUCUGCCCCUGGCUAGUCAUGUGAACUUACCUACUUAAGACACAUAUUUAAUUACGUUGGUCACAGUUCAAUUGUCUGUGAGAGGGAUAUAUCAAACUAGACAUUUCCUUUAGUCACAUUCAUUUUUAAAUUUUUCUGAUUCAUUUAAGGAAGUACUCAUAAAUCUUAGGUUAAGUAGCCAUAUCUGAACUAGCAUUUGUGAUCUCCUUCGGCACCUUAAAAAGUUACUUAUAAAUGUUGAAAUGCAAAUCUUUUUGGCAUGCUACUUCCUCUGCUCUUUUUUAUACUCCCUUUUAUACUCUGACCAUUUGAACAUUAAGGUUCCUUUGGAAAAGUCAUGCUUGGUUAACAGGAUUCAGUAAUAUGGUUGACGUUCUAAAGGAAAAUAAAGCAUUUGGGUCUUAUUCAAAGUGACUGUUUAGGAAAUAGAAAUAUUAACCAAAUACAAACAUUCUGUUGAUUUGUUAUUACCUCCAUAAAGCUAAAAAGCAGUGAUCUUUUGAAGAAAUGAUAAUGUGAUCACAGAGGUUAACUGCUGAACUGUUUAUAACGUUUUAUUCCAUUCAAAAUUUCUGCAUAUUCUAUCUGAAUGACUCAAUCGGAGAAUGCUUCAUUUUACAAAAAUAGCAUUUGAUACAAUAAAACUUCUAAUAAAUUGUUUCACUGCAAACAUGGUAUCUCUGUGUGAGGCAGCAAUAGCCUGGAGAGUGUCGAAGGCAUAGGAGUGUUAUAUUUCAUAGCAGAUAAUGUCAAUAUAAUAAUGUCAAAUUAUUAAAAUCAUUGAAAGUAUUUAAUGGCCAAAUUUUCUAUAAAAACCAUCAAAGCCAAAUUCAUAUUUGAGUUUUAUAUGAUGGAGGUCUUGUCACCUAAUUCUUCAAGUAGCUGUGGUCUAAUAAGAAUUGUUCAUGUGAUCAUAUUUAAUGACAUAUGGAGAAAUUAUUUGCUCUAUGUACUGGUGUAUAUUACAGUAAUGAAUACUGCAAAAUAUCAUUAUCACGAAGUAAAGGAAAAUUGCAUUUGUAUUCAUUUUAAAUAAUCAUAAACUAAUCGAUAACUUAAUUGAACACUAUUGUUAAUGUUGUUUUAUACUGCAAUUUAUUAGUUGUUUAAAUGUCAAAGACCAAAGAAUGGGAUUUCUACUGUAUUUAGCCCGAAAACACUGCUGCUCCUACUAAUAUAUUCAAAUGAAUAGGGGGGCUUGUAAUUAUAAGGUAGUUAACAUCCUUCUUGGAGGAUUCUGAGCUGUAGAAAUUAAGGAAUGCUUUUGUUUCAGAAGGGAAACAUCAUUAGUGUGGUCCACUUUUCUUUUAUACAUGCAUAACAAACUCCUUAGUAUUCAUAAAACCUAUACACAAAGACCGUAUCCCAAAAUGGGCCCAGCAUGGAUCUACUCAGCUGAGUUUAAACUUUCACUACUUGCUGAACAUUAUUUGGAGAAUAAAAUUAAUUUGAAAUACUUGUAGAACCAGAGGGCUAUUUUUUAAUUGUUAACUGAGGUGGCUCUGCAUUUUGAGAAAGCCAAUGAAAACCAUUAAAGGAAAUGAGGUAUAAUGAACUGUAGUUCUUUUUUGUCUUUUUCAGUCUUAAUAUCUCACUUGUUUGAAUAUUUAUAAAUAAAAGCCAAACAGGGUUAAAGAUAGACAAGGACAUUCGUUAACAAUGGAGAUGUGUAAUUUGGAGUUUGAGUGUCUCGUUAUUUAUACAAUUCUUUAAAUCAGGUCCACUAUUCAUUUAUUUUGUUUUGUACUUUCAUGUAAAUGUUUUCUUGUAUAUAUAGAUAUAUGAAAAAUGGAACUAUUUUCUUACACAUACUAUGCAACAUGUUUGUAAAAUUGCAAUAUUACCAAAAUUACAAAAGCUGUGCUUUUGUACUCUAUCUUGCUUUAUGUAAAAAUCACUUUUUCUAUUUAAACGGACUCUCUGUCCUAUAAACUGUAGAUAACAUAUCUAUUCAAAAAUCAGUCUAUUGUAUCUUUUGUUUAGAUUGAACUUAAUUGGGGUAUAUUUUGGGGGAGAGAAAAAUGCAGCAAAGUUUUGGCAGUUGGAAACCUUUUUUUCUUUGACAUGAGACCUUUUGAAGCAUGCAAUGAGCUCAUAUAAUUUAAGAUCUCUCCUGUGAUUCUUGUAAUUUGUCCUAAUUUUGGUGCUACUAUGUAAACAUGAUUAAAUGUGAUAGUCAAAACAAA